GUUUCCAGAGGUGUUUCGCGUGAGCUGCGCGCGCGCCCGCCGCGGGGACGUGACGUCAGAGAGGUGCGCCUCCGCCGCUUUGACUCAGUCAGUCGUUGAAUACCGAUGAAAAACGGAGAAAGUCAAGCUCUCGUCGACAGAACCGGACUGAAACGCUCUCAGCAUGUCAGACCUGACGGACUCUCUGGUGGACGUGUCCAGCGACAGCUUCUGGGAGGUGGGGAACUACAAGCGGGCGGUGAAGCGUGUGGACGAUGGGAACCGGCUGUGUAACGACCUCAUGAACUGUCUGCACGAGCGCGCACGCAUCGAGAAGAGCUACGCCACACAGCUCACCGAGUGGGCCAAGCGCUGGAGACAGCUGGUGGAGAGAGGGCCUCAGUACGGGACGGUGGAGCGAGCGUGGUUCGCUCUGAUGACGGAGGCAGAGAAGGUGAGCGACCUGCACAUGGAGGUGAAGACUGCACUGACCGGAGAGGACCUGGAGAAAAUCAAGAACUGGCAGAAGGACGCUUACCACAAACAGAUGAUUGGUGGCUUCAAGGAGACCAAAGAAGCAGAAGAUGGCUUUCGCAAGGCACAGAAACCCUGGGCCAAGAAACUUAAGGAGGUGGAUGCGAUGAAGAAGGCCUACCACAACGCCUGUAAGGAGGAGAAAACGGCCUCCAGCCGAGAGAGCUCAAGCAAGCUGGAGAAUAACAACCCAGAAGCCCAGAAGAAGCUGCAGGAGAAAGUGGAGAAGUGCCAGCAGGAAGUUCAGAAGACGAAGGAGCGCUACAGGAAGUCUCUGGAGGAGCUGGAUAAGGUGACCCCUCAGUACAUGGAGAACAUGGAGCAGGUGUUCGAGCAGUGGCAGCAGUUUGAGGACAACAGACUGUGCUUCUUCAGAGAGCUGCUGCUGGGCGUCAAGCAGCACCUCGACCUCUCCUCCAAUCACAAGUACUCCAGCGUCUAUCACACACUGGAGGACACCAUCCAGGCAGCAGACGCACAGGAAGACCUCAAGUGGUUCCGCUGCAACCACGGGCCCGGCAUGACCAUGAACUGGCCUCAGUUUGAGGAGUGGUCCAUGGAGCUGAACCGAAUGCUCAGUCGACGAGAGACCAAGAGGAAGCCCACUGACGGAGUGACUCUGACGGGGAUCAGUCAAAGCACAGAGCAGACCCCUAAGACCACCAGCUCCAGCAGCAGCAGCGUGGCUGUGGCCACUAGCUCAGAAGCAGCAUGCUUGAACCCGUUUGAUGAGGAUGAGGAUGAUGGCGUGGAGCAGGAGGAAGAGCCGGCGGUGGUGGAGCGGCCCAAGAGCAGCCCGGUGGCUGUCAAACGAGUGGAAGUGACCGCACAAACCGCUGCUCCUGUGGAGAAGAGCACAGCCGACGGCUCCGAUGAGGAGGCAGGGAACCCCUUCGGCUCUGCUAACGCUAACGGCAAUCCGUUCGAGGACGAGCCGUCUUCAGAGGAGGUGUGUGUGCCGGUGCGAGCCUUGUACGACUACGACGGUCAGGAGCAGGACGAGCUCAGCUUCAAAGCAGGAGAUCAGCUGAUGAAGAUGGGCGAGGAGGACGAGCAGGGCUGGUGUAAAGGACGUCUGAGCGACGGCACCGUGGGUCUCUAUCCUGCCAACUACGUGGAGGACCUGGAGUGACCCCAUCUCUUAUAGUGCGGUCGGGGUCAGCUGUAUUUUACUGAUUUUACCAAUGCUGUUUGCUUUUAGGAACACGAUGAUGCGGAUGACACGAUUUUAUGGCUCUGAGCCGGCUCCACCUGACCUCUGACCUCUGCGGCCGGCUGUGUUUUUAGGAUGAGUCUGGGUCAGGUCAGCUGGAUCUGGACGUGCACUGGAUGACAUGCUGUGUGUGUGUGUGUGUGUGUGUGUGUGGCUUCACAGCGAGAAUGUUAAAGCACAUGAAUGUUGAUGUGUGUAAAUACGAGUUGACGCCGAGUCUUGUUUCUCUCAGGUGUCUCUGCCUUAAUACAGUUACAGAUGCAGAUCAGAUCAGUUCAGUGCGUGGUGCCAUGUUUCUCACAGCUGUUCAGCGCUGAAAUGAACCGAAUGAUUUGAAUAUUGCUGUUCACGUCAGGUGACGCCUUCGGUUCCAGACGUCACAUGACUAAACUCAGUUACACACUUUAUCGGAGUUUAUUCACUUUUGUAUAUUGUCAAGCUGGCAAUAAAUGAAUUGGUUACA
This is a messenger RNA of Carassius gibelio (silver crucian carp), 2189 nucleotides long. RefSeq names its product protein kinase C and casein kinase substrate in neurons 2 (gene pacsin2). Lineage: Eukaryota; Metazoa; Chordata; Actinopteri; Cypriniformes; Cyprinidae. Gene Ontology annotation, biological process: regulation of endocytosis; cytoskeleton organization; plasma membrane tubulation. The transcript is spliced from 11 exons. Gene Ontology annotation, molecular function: protein binding; phospholipid binding. Gene Ontology annotation, cellular component: plasma membrane; cytoplasm; endosome. The record is from RefSeq and is a predicted model, not a curated record. Bases 164 to 1645 code for a protein of 493 amino acids.